Molecule: messenger RNA, 1203 nt
Organism: Durusdinium trenchii
Lineage: Eukaryota; Dinophyceae; Suessiales; Symbiodiniaceae
Source: the annotation of a GenBank genome assembly
AUGCGCGUGGUGCGACUGUUACGGGUCUUGAAGCUCAGGCGUAUCAUUGAUGCCAUGUUGGAAUACAUUGAGAGUGAGUUCACUUUCUUGGUGAUUUCGUUGCUACGCCUCUUGUUCUUCAUCGUGUUGCUCAACCACGUGAUCGCUUGCCUGUGGUUCCUGAUCGGCAAAGAGUCUUCGACCAGCAACAUCAUCAACUGGAUCGAAGUGGGCGGCUAUCAAGACGAGACAGCGACCUACAAGUACUUCACCUCGCUCCACUGGGCCUUGACACAGUUUACCCCAGCCUCGAUGGAUGUCAGCGCCAAGAACGUCUAUGAGCGAAUGUUCUCCAUUGCCGUGCUCUUCUUCGCCAUGGUGGCCUUCUCGUCGAUUGUGGGAGGCGUCACUGCAUCGAUGACGCAAUUGCAAAAUCUGCGGAGUAACCACAUGAAGCAGUUCUGGAUGCUGAGGCGUUACUUGAAACAAAACUCAGUGAACAAGGAGCUGCAGUUCCGGAUUGAAAAAUUCUUGGAGUACCGCAUCAUGAAGGAGCAAGAGUAUGUGCAACCUCAAAUGGUUCUCCACCUUCCGAAGCUGUCCAUCCCCUUGCGCAACGAGCUGGCACACAGUAUCAUGGUCCAAUGGCUUCGUGGUCAUCCGCUCUUCCACAAGAUCAGUACGUUAAUGCCUAACUUCAUGCAUAAGCUUUGCAGCAAUGCCAUCAAAGAGAAAGUGUUGGGGCAAGGAGACAUCGUCUUCGAGCAUGGGGAGGAGUGUAAUCAUAUCUACUUCCUGUCGGCAGCGCUGGUCUUGGACUACACGCCCUUGCUCAACAAGAGGCGAGAAGAAGUGGAGGACGCUGAUUCGACGAGGCUUCAACAAAAGCAGUGGCUCUCGGAGCCAGCGCUUUGGGUGCCCUGGAAGCACCUCGGUGUGUGCGAAUGCGACAAGCCAGGUGAGCUGAUUUCGGUGGACACCAACAACUUCCAGAAGGAGAUGUGUGCUCAUCCAGCGCCGCGCACUUUUUGUGCCAGCUAUGCGCGCCUUUACGUGGAAUGCCUGAACAACUUGCCAAAGGACAUGCUGAGUGAUGUGCUGGACGAAAGCACACUGGACACCACGGCGCUGGUGGACCGCGCCAACGCGGUGAUGGCGGCGAUCUACGACGUGGGCCGCGGCAGCAGCUCCGCGUUGGACUUGAGCCAUUUGGGCCUGCCCUGA